Tachysurus fulvidraco (yellow catfish) is the source of this 1369-nucleotide messenger RNA. RefSeq names its product ubiquinol-cytochrome-c reductase complex assembly factor 1 (gene uqcc1). NCBI's taxonomy places the organism in Eukaryota, Metazoa, Chordata, Actinopteri, Siluriformes, Bagridae. Gene Ontology annotation, cellular component: mitochondrion. Bases 141 to 998 code for a protein of 285 amino acids. Gene Ontology annotation, biological process: mitochondrial respiratory chain complex III assembly. The record is from RefSeq and is a predicted model, not a curated record. The transcript has 9 exons.
UUUGACGGUAGAACAGAUCCUGACGUUGCUGGAAAAGAGGGCGGGGGACAGCAGUGUUAUACAACGUGUGUUGUUUUAGCAGGGAAAUAAAUCCUGCUGUAAAGUUGUAAUAAUUUAUUAUUGUGACUUCGGGUUGAAUCAUGUAUCGACGCCCUCUGCAGCAAUGUUUCAGACAAUUAUUAAGCUCGGGUCUUUGUAGCAGGACCGUCUUCGGGAAGGCCACUGAGCAGGAUCUUGCCAAAACUUUGGUGUCUUGUCAUUGCAAUACAGGAGCUGUAUUGAAUACUCAGAUGCGAUGUCGAGCUCUUCACAGCACACAAGAGGUCCAUGCUGUAAAACAUACACCUCAGACUUCAGAGGAAGAAGUUGGAGCUUUCACCAAACUUAUUGAGGCCAUGGGCUUCACUGGGCCACUCAAAUACAACAAAUGGAAAAUCAAAAUAGCUGCUUUGCGCAUGUAUACUUGCUGUGUUGAGAGAAUCAACUACGACGAGUUUUUUGAAAGGUGCUCCCUCCCUGACACACUCAACUCCUGGUUUUUGGUGGCACAGCUCCAUGUUUGGAUGUGCCUGGUGAGGAUGAGGCAGGAAGGCAGAGAAGGGAAGUAUAUGUGUCGCUACAUCGUACAUUCUAUGUGGGAGGAUGUAGAACAGAGAAGCAAGAUCAUGGGGAUUGAUGCUACUCAGAGGAAGGAGGGUAUGAGGGUUAUGACUGAAACAUUUUAUGCUGCUAUUUUUGGAUAUGAUGAGGGAAUCCUGUCAGAUGACUGUGUUCUUGCUGCAGCACUUUGGAGGAAUCUGUUUAACAAGCAGUGUGAGGAUUCCAGACAGCUCGAGCUUAUGGUCGAAUAUGUGCGCAAGCAGAUGCAGUUUAUUGAUGCUCUCGAUGGGGAAGAUCUUCUCCUAACAGGAGAGGUUAAAUGGCGCCCUCUGGUGGAGGAGAAUGCACAGAGCAUCCUGAAGGUGUCCAGUCCAACAUAUAAUGAUGCAGGCCUCUGAUCAGUAUGCUGUCAGACCCACAAUUCCAUGGAUUGGAUAUUUGAUUUGAAGACAUGCCCUGCAUUGCAUGAUCUCCUUAUCUGUCUCAGUUUGUAUCUCUCCCUCUCUCAUUAAACCAGCAUACUGUGAUGGGACUGCGUGAAACUUUUAACCUAAGGGAGUAUGGGGGAUUCAGCCAUUUGAUGUAAUUACACAUUAGAAGAGAUGGCAUUAUGUUUAUGCCCUUAGCCAUGACUGUAUCUCCAACCCUAUUCUCACUGCGUUAGAGGAACGUGUAUAAGAUUACUUGUUUGCUAGGAUCGUCAAGCCUUAUGGAAUAAGGACUUGUUUGUUUUAAUGAUAAAAUAAAAAUGUUUCUUUGGUAUCACACA